Fonsecaea multimorphosa CBS 102226 is the source of this 6078-nucleotide messenger RNA. RefSeq lists its product as uncharacterized. The record is from RefSeq and is a predicted model, not a curated record. NCBI's taxonomy places the organism in Eukaryota, Fungi, Ascomycota, Eurotiomycetes, Chaetothyriales, Herpotrichiellaceae. Bases 1 to 6078 code for a protein of 2025 amino acids. Gene Ontology annotation, molecular function: molecular adaptor activity. Gene Ontology annotation, biological process: metaphase/anaphase transition of mitotic cell cycle; protein K11-linked ubiquitination; anaphase-promoting complex-dependent catabolic process. The transcript has a single exon. Gene Ontology annotation, cellular component: anaphase-promoting complex.
AUGAGUUCAAUCCAGUCGCUUGGCCUCCAUGAGCCCUCCGCUCUACCCUCCCUAGUCGCCGCUUCGAUCCUUCCCUCUGAACCUCCCUCUUCACUGUAUAAAUGGACACUCUCGCGCGUAUACGACAAAAAUACUUCGAGUUUCGUGGAGGAAGAGAUUCUGACCACAGAACACUGCGUGGUGUGGUCCAGGAACGGCGCAAUUGAAAGAGCACUAAACCUCAGUGUCGAAGGAGAGACUAUCCUCCAUGCUUUUGUCACUCGGUUUAGCCAGCCUGAGGAUUACGAAAAGAGCAGUCAACAGCAGCAUGCAGCCGAGCAGUUAUCGGAGCGUGGUCUGGUGGUGGUGUUCAAGACUCAGGUUCACAUAUUCCUUCUCUCGGGCGACAGCUAUGUUUUCCCUCUGUCAUUUGAGGUCGAGUCUGCGUUUCCUUACCCAUUAGGGUUUAUUCUACAGCGGAAACUAGGGGAUAGGGAAUCUGGUGGCUACGUUGAACAAGUCCAUCAUGAUCUCAGCACCAUCAACGAGACUCUGACUUCUAUCGGUGGCAACAGCUCGAGGCCGUCACUGAUCUUGCCAAAAAAGCGAUACUCAGACCCUAGAAUGAUAUCUUCCAGCGCCAAUGGCAUGCCCAGGACUUUUUCAUUGACUGAAAUCAUGUCAGACUUAGGGCUCGUGGUAUGGAGCCCCAACCGGAAAGGCGAAGCUCUUGAAGAUUGCAAUGCUCUUCCUCGCACAGAGAAGUUGAUCUUUAUGACUGCUGGAAACGAACCCGGCUUUGAGAGCACUAGCGAUCGGCCUGUCUGCAUGGCUUUGACUUUGAACGAAAGCAAUGCUACCUUCACACUCUGGCACGUAAGUGGGGAUGUUGUAACUGAGCAACAACAGCCACGAAGUAAGAAGGAAGGCGACACAAAAACUCGCGCGUCUCUAAGGCAGAGUUCAAACGUCUAUGGCCGAGAUCCUGGCACACUCAGGGAAAGCCUUCUAGGCUCCCGUCCACCACAUCCUGAGGGUGGGCCAUUCUCGUCUCUAGAGGAGCAGAAAUCGUUCCCGACAAAUGACCUGGCUUCUCAACUAGGUCCCGAGUUUGGCGACGUCGGAGUGCAGACCCGGUCAGCCCGCAGAGUCAGUUCGAUGCUGGCACGCACAGAUUUGGGUUCAGCAGCGGAUCGAAAUACCUUCAACGACCUAGCAAUGGGCCAUGCGGGCCGACAGAGUCUGAAUAGGGCAGGCAGGCGAGGCGAAUCAAUCGGCAGUUUCAACGAUCGACAGAGCUUUGGUUUUCGACGAAGAAGUUCUUUCCCAACAAACGCAUCUAUUUUCAGCAAUGGCACCUCGUUCCUGGACAUUUCAGCUCGGGGACUGCUAGAAGAAUUUGACCCCUUACGGCAAUCCACGCGUAUCGAAGACGAUACCUUUGACGGGCCAGAAUCUAAUUUACCCAGGAGUGUCGGAUUUUUCAAAGUCAAAAGCUUUCCGAGACGGCAGUCAUCUUCCCAGCCCACUUCAGCGUUCGAAAUCAAGGUUUUGCAGCUGAGCACCGGCAGCUUCUCCGACCAAGAUGGUAGGCGAACAAGGGACGUCUACCUUUGCGUAAUGGACAAGAGCGCCCAGGAGAUGACCAUAGUCAGGGUUCUGGUGAAAAGACACAUCCAUGGCAAUACAAGAAAAUCGACCAGUUCCAAGCAUUCGUUUGAGCUCAAGGUUGUGGAAAUUCGCAGACUGUCGGGCAUAAAGGACGCUUGCACGGUCGUGGAUAGAUCUAUUCAGCGAUUAGUCGUUCUACCAGAGUCCCGAUCACAAACUAUUGGUCUGCAGCUCGAAUCGCCGUGGUCUCCGUCCUUCCAGAGCGGAUUCCCUGUUCGAUACGCAAUCUACGAUCCGUUUCUGACUUCUCAGUCCUUCAGCCCGAGAAAAGACAAAGACACAGGAAUCAGGAGGGUUAUACCAGGUAAAGAUGUCCAAAUUCAAGCAUUGCUCGAUUCGGGAAUUCAAGCACAGAUCUACGCGAUUGAUCAAGAUAAGCGCCGACAUGCGCUGGGAAUCCGGCUUGCCCCUCGAGAUCCUCUCGUGCAAAAGGUUCUCAAAAUGUGUGACAUGGUGCUGGGUCCGAAUCAGCAGGAAAGCCUCCUCGUUGCAUUUUGGGAGGUUUCGAGAUGGCUGAAAGCCAGAGAACCACCAGUGACUUCGGAAUGGACCGCCCUGCUGGUAGUGCUCUUCUCGCUCGCGGUGCCUUUCAUCAGCAGUCAACAUCCACAGUCCACGCCCACACGCCGUCGAACCAAAACGGCUCUUCUUCGCUCCAGCAGUGGAAGUGCCAUUGACCUUACGAAUUACGACCUCAUGCAUCAUGCAGAUGACGAAAUACCCCAGACAUUCGGAAUGCAAGGGCCCGCUUGGGAGUGGGUUUCGCAGAAGCCCCUUGGUCCAACAACGGUCACCCCAAAAUCAAAGCACUCUCGAACGCCGAGCACGGCAUCUUUUCAUGAAAGUACUCUCGAUAAGAAGAACGCUUUUCUGGUUACAUGUAUAGCAAUGGCAAGAGAGUAUACUCAGACUCCCAUCGGGGAAAGUGCCCUUGGUCCGGAGGGAUAUUUGCCAACUUCGAUCAAUAAGGAGCGAGAGCAACGAUGCAACGCCAUACCCAGCAUUUUACUCGGUCUGCAUCUCCUCUACGAGGAAGACAAACUCGAUACGAUGUCAAAUCCCGGUCGGAAGGAUGCAAGAAACAGUCUGUUGAUUGUUCUUGUUCAGCUGGGUCGUUGGCUCGGAUGGAGAGACUGGAUGUCUGGGGACAAGACCUACUAUGGACACGAAUCGGCCGAAGUCACUGACUACUUGUAUGACGAGUCAUUGCUUGAUGGUCUACGAAUUCCUGUCCAACCAUUUCCGCCGCCGUCAAUCUACGAACAUUUUGAGAGGUGGAUCACUGGAAUCUCACCUGCUCCAUUCUUGACGUUGCCGCGUUUAUGUGGCUCGCCGGAUCUGCGCAAUCAUGACCAUCCAUUAUGGUGGCAAGCGGCAGGUUUGACGCCUCGAACGUUGGCUCUUCUUUCCUUUAUGGAUCAAGCAAAGGAUCAACUCAGCCCCCACAAGACAAUCGCACUUCUGCUUAGGUCAGGGAUAAACGAGCGCAUUUUGAGUACUCUUCCUGACGGAGUAGCUGCUGCUUUUCAUCAAACAAUUGCAUCGAACCGAUACAGGGCAGACAAAAUUGGGAACCAAGUGAAUCAGCUUAUCCUAGGACGAGAUGUGGCGAUCCAACGAGGUGACGACCUCUCUUACCACUCAUACAAGUCACAGUUGUUACCAUCAUCACACGAAGCUCUGAAGGACUAUCACACCGUCUGCUUAUCUGCGGUUGAGGCGGAAACUCUUCAAAGAUGGGACGCAUCCUCCGAGGCCGACCGACAUGUUAUUAGCAAGUUGAUAUUCAAUGAGGACCGUCGCUUUUUGGAAGCUUCCAAACUUGUCAAUCAGACAAGGCCACCGGUGGUUGAGUGCACACCCGAGCUGGGCUGGAGUGACGUGGACUUGUUAGAGGCGCAAAAAGAACUCGCCCAACACGUCACCCGCCGGACAUUGUCUGUCGCUGCAGGACGAGGGAUGAUGCAUUUUAAUGCUCGUGUCCCCUUGCUCACCGAAAGGGUGCCCAUACCUGCUUUCAGUCUGCAAUGUAUCAUGAAACCUCGUAACGCCAGUGAGGGUGCCCAAGCCAUAACUUUCAGCGCCGAUAAAGCCAUCUUUACGGAAGAGAAGGUGUGUUGGGCAUUCUUCCACAACGGCGCUUCAAUGGGUCUCAUGAUCUCGAACGAUGCCAAAGGGAUUAACACCUCAUGGAUCCUGUACAACAAACCGCCCGAGUUGACAAACCGCCACGCUGGAUUUUUGCUUGCUCUGGGUCUCAAUGGACACCUCAAAACACUGGCCAAAUGGGUUGCAUUCAAGUACCUCACGCCUAAGCACACAAUGACAUCUGUUGGACUCUUGCUCGGACUGUCAGCGUCUUUUCUAGGAACCAUGGACACAUUAAUAACGCGCCUGCUUUCCGUCCACGUCACGCGUCUGCUGCCGUCCGGUGCAGCGGAACUCAAUCUGUCUCCAUUGACACAAACCACUGGAAUUAUGGGAAUUGGACUCUUGUAUUACAAUUCUCAACACCGCCGCAUGUCUGAAGUAAUGCUAUCUGAGAUUGAAAAUGAUGAUCCGGAAGAGGGUGUUGCAUUUGAAAACGUCCUUCGCGAUGAGGGCUACCGACUUGCAGCCGGAUUCUCUCUAGGCCUCAUCAAUCUUGGUCAGGGCAAACGCCUUCACGGUCUUCAUGAUAUGGGCGUUGUUGAACGUCUUCUCACUAUCGCCGUGGGCACGAAGAAUGUGAAUAUGGUGCAUGUCCUCGACCGUGCGACUGCGGGGGCUGUUAUGGCCAUUGCUUUCAUUUUUAUGAAAACGAACGAUGCGGCGAUUGCGAAGAACGUCGACAUUCCAGAUACCUUGCAUCAAUUCGACUAUGUACGACCAGAUAUUUUCCUUCUCCGAACACUUGCUCGCCAUCUGAUCAUGUGGGAUGCGAUUCAGCCCACGAAUGAUUUCAUUCAGACAUCCCUCCCCGAGCCGUACAGGUCGAGAACUGAUUUGAAGGCUACGAAAUUUCUCAGCACUGAAGACAUGCCAUUCUUCAAUAUUGUUGCCGGUAUCUGCUUCGCUAUCGGGCUGAGGUUCGCAGGCUCUCAGCGAACCGACGUUCGGGAUCUCCUCGUCUCUUACCUGGACCAGUUCAUCCGCCUGAGUCGUCUACCCGCGCAUAAUUACGAUUCGCGAAUUACCCUGAACAGCGUGCGCAACUGUCUGGAUACCCUUGCCCUAGCGUCAGCCACCGUUAUGGCCGGUUCCGGCGAUCUAGUCGUCAUGCGCCGUUUGCGUGCUCUUCAUGGUCGCACGGAUGGAGACACACCGUUCGGGAGCCACCUCGCCGCGCAUAUGGCACUUGGUGCUUUAUUUCUCGCUGGCGGCACACGUACUUUCGGAACCUCGAAUUUAGGAAUCGCAAGUUUGUGCAUCGCCUUCUACCCGAUCUUUCCUAAUGACGUCCUCGACAAUCGCGGCCACCUUCAAGCUUUGCGGCAUUUAUGGGUACUUGCUGCCGAGGGGCGGUGUCUUGUUGCAAGGGAUGGUGACGCAGGUGGCUCUGUCUCAGGAGGCAUAACUGGUCACAUCUAUUUGAAGAAUGGUGAGACGCAGUCGAUCCGCUUGCCGGGCUUGAUACCGGAGUUCGACACCAUCAAAUCUAUAGAUAUUAAGGGUGGGGGCUUCUGGGACGGGCACCUCGAUUUCGAAGCUGGAGGGCAAACACUGAGAGAAAAGAUCAAGAACGAAAAUGCCGUUAAUGUUAUCCUCCGGCGCCGCACGGCGUACGACGAGCCCCCGAAGAAUCUUUUCACGGCGGAGUUGCAAGCCAAAGCCUGGUCGAUGGGAAUUCCAAGUGUUGACCCUAACGCUGUUCCUUCUUAUACUAGCACGGUCACAGGCAACGCUACAUCCGGAGCUGCCCCUGCCGCGAGCUUUGCCAAAACAGCGACGCAGAAUCCGUUCGAGUGGAUCUUCGAAAUCGAAUCUCUCCAGGACUUUGACCAUGCAGAACGGGCGCUGAUCCUGGGUCCCACACCUAUAGAUGGGAAGGAAAUGAGCAGAGUCACGGUCGUGGAUUCCCGACUCGAGUUUGAGAAGGGCAUUCUCCCUCCAGAAGAUGAUGCAGACCAAAGUGUUGGCGUGGAGAAGAGACAGAUGGACAAGGACAAACUGUGGCAGUUGAGAUUGUUGUUUGCCUGGUUUGAUCGAUGGGAGAGGGAGGAUCAGGAGCAUGAUCGCAGAAAGCAAACGACCGAGCGACUUGGAGAGAGUCUUGUUAGGGACACUGACGAGGGUGCAGAUUCAGAUAAGUGGUUCUCGGACCGUGGAGGGACCUGGCUGAGAAGGGAGGUAAUUGAGAGGCUGAGGUGGAGGGUGUGGAAUCUGACAACAGGAAGUCGCGGUGAGACUGACGAGGCAAGCGACGAUGACACUAACGAGAUGUUGUGA